Aspergillus piperis CBS 112811 is the source of this 654-nucleotide messenger RNA. RefSeq lists its product as uncharacterized. The coding region runs from base 163 to 564 and encodes 133 amino acids. The record is from RefSeq and is a predicted model, not a curated record. NCBI's taxonomy places the organism in Eukaryota, Fungi, Ascomycota, Eurotiomycetes, Eurotiales, Aspergillaceae. The transcript is spliced from 3 exons.
GGUUCUUUGGAGAAAGUGAAGCAAGUGAGUGAAUGAUACUCCGAUAUCACUGAGCGCGAAUUUGCAGCCGCGGGAAAAGAAGGGUACAACACUGCCGCAAGUACUCCAGAGAAGUAGACAGUAAAUGUUUCUCCUGUAUUUAGAAUAACAGACCGUCCAGAGAUGAUGGAAGUCGGCAGGAGAACUCUGGGUAGGAAGUGGAAAGGGGAAAGGCACAGGGAAGGGAGAAGAUGGAAGAUGGAAGAGGAGGAAGGAUUGGGGAGAAGCCAGACGGAGGUCAGUUGGCCCACUCCUUCAACCUCCAUGCCCUCUCAACCCCAGACUGCCCAACACACCUCUAGGAAGCUCUCAGUGAAUGAGCUGGGACGGGCUGAACACAAUGGCUAUAUGCUGAACCCUACUGUUGAACAGAACGAACAGUCUACUUGGAAGAGAGGGAAACUAUCAGACCCAAGCUUAAUGAUACUGACAAAGAGAACUACUAAAUGUUGCCUUUUCCUUAAGCCUUUGUCGGGGGUGGGGUGGCGGCAACGGCUGGGCAAGCAACCUGCCUCUCCAGUAUGACAGUCUCCCGAGAUAUACCACACCCCCUUAAAGCACCGAAAGAGAUGAUCUAAUGCUUGGUUGACCGGAAAGCUCAUCGGGGGCGAUACA